AUGACCAACGCAACACUUUCCUUCAUCUCCGAUCUCCCUUUGUAUACCAAUGUCAAACCGUAUGCCAUAUCGACAGACACACAAGUCCCAGAGGAAGCACGUUCGAAUAUCAAAUUCGAAGAGCGAAGCACUAUCCCCAUAACCGAUGUCAGGACAUUGCCACAUGAUAAUCUAUCAUACUCGCAGCAAGGGUUCCGGUUUUUCGCACACCCGUCGUCGGCAACGUAUGAGUUCGGGUUUGAUGACGCCUCUGUUGCAACGUACUGCAGAAAACUUGUGGAACUGGUCAGAAAGGAAUUCAUGACUGAACAUGUGUUUUGCUACGAUCUGAAGGUAACAUCAGUAGCGUUAGCUGUAGACAAAUUAUUUUUUGACGCUCCGAAGGUUCGUGAUAGUGAAACAAAGACGACUGAAUAUGGUGCUAGCACUGAUCUCAGCGCUGGCAAUAUUGCACCGCCGGUCUAUGGUGUUCAUAUUGACCACACCGAAACUUCAGGACCACAACGCAUACGUCGGCAUUUGACGAAUGUCGAAGUCGAGCGGUUCUUGAAUGGUGGGUUCCGAGCACGCAUUGUGAAUGCCAACCAUAAGUGGUACUGGUUAAGUUUCCAGACCCCUGAGGAAGUUGCCGUCUUCGUACAGUACGACUCUAAUGAACCGAGAGAGUCAGAUACAGUAUCAAGUUGA
Molecule: messenger RNA, 687 nt
Organism: Pseudovirgaria hyperparasitica
Lineage: Eukaryota; Fungi; Ascomycota; Dothideomycetes; Acrospermales; Acrospermaceae
Exons: 4
Coding region: 1-687 (228 amino acids)
Molecular function (GO): oxidoreductase activity
Source: RefSeq, a predicted model, not a curated record